This is a messenger RNA of Onthophagus taurus, 523 nucleotides long. It is a transcript of the gene RpS12, whose product is annotated as Ribosomal protein S12. NCBI's taxonomy places the organism in Eukaryota, Metazoa, Arthropoda, Insecta, Coleoptera, Scarabaeidae. The record is from RefSeq and is a predicted model, not a curated record. Gene Ontology annotation, biological process: translation. Gene Ontology annotation, molecular function: structural constituent of ribosome. Gene Ontology annotation, cellular component: ribosome.
CCCACUCUUUCCUCUUUCCACUUUGAACAGUGUUCGAGGCAAGUACAUGAGCUGAAACCUCAAAAUGUCUGAUGUUGAUGUCGAUGAUGCUCCCUCUGUGCCGGCCGCAACUGGCGGUACGAUGAAUGUUAACGAGGCUUUACAAGAAGUCUUGAAAACUGCCCUCAUUCAUGAUGGCGUCGUACAUGGCAUACACGAGGCAGCUAAGGCACUUGACAAAAGACAGGCCGUUUUGUGUAUACUUGCUGAUAAUUGCGAUGAACCUAUGUACAAGAGGUUAGUUACGGCUCUUUGCUCGGAACAUGAAAUUCCUUUGAUAAAAGUUGAUAACAACAAAAAACUUGGAGAAUGGGCCGGAUUAUGUAAAAUUGAUAACACAGGAAAAGCAAGGAAGAUCGUUGGGUGUUCGUGUGUUGUAAUAAAGGACUUUGGGGAGGAAUCGCCAGCUUUAGAUGUUCUUAAAGAGAUGUUAAAGAGUAAUUGACUUUGUUAAUUUAAUAAUAAAGACUUUCUAAAAAUCGUA